Ostertagia ostertagi is the source of this 900-nucleotide messenger RNA. NCBI's taxonomy places the organism in Eukaryota, Metazoa, Nematoda, Chromadorea, Rhabditida, Trichostrongylidae. The record is from the annotation of a GenBank genome assembly.
AUGUGGAACGACAACUACACACAUCUAGCAACAACUAUCACUGAAAAAGAGUUGUCACCACCGGAAAGGAAAGAUCUUCCUGUGUUCAAAAAGGAGGAUGUGAAGAAACAUGGAAAAGGCUCCGAAACAAUUUGGGUGACAUACAAAACAGGAGUGUAUGACAUCACCGAGUUCCACAAGCUACAUCCUGGUGGCGAUAAAAUUUUAUUAGCUGCUGGUGGUGCUGUUGACCCCUACUGGUCUCUCUAUGCCCAGCACAAAACGGCAGAGGUGAUGGAGAUCUUGGAAGAAUAUCGUAUUGGAAAUCUCGAUCCGAAGGAUGUGGAAGCUACCAAAACAGUAGACGCAUCCAAUCCGUUUUCGAAGGAUCCUGAACGACAUCCUGCUUUAGUUGUGAACCAACAGCAACCCUUCAACGCUGAAACCCCUGCAGAACUGAAUUGUGGAUCAUUUUCGCACUCCAAACGAGUCGAUCCUAAGAAACAUCGGCUGACGAUCGAUGGAAAGGGAGUCAAAAGACCAAUGAAAUUAUCUGUAGAUGAACUGAAGAAAAAUUAUCGGCCAGUAUCUAUCACAUCUGCGAUACAGUGCACUGGAAAUCGACGAUCGGACAUGAGCAAAAAACGCAAGGACUCGCUUGGAAGGGGACCGCUAUUAGCAAUGCCCAAUGGACAGGUGUUCGCCUUGCGGGAUCUGUUGAUAUUGGCUGGUGUAGAUCCGAACGACCGGAGUAUUAAGCAUGUACAGCUAGAAGGCGCCGAUUCUGAUUCGACAGGUCAGUCCUAUGGAGCAUCAAUCCCUUUUGAAAAAGCAAUGAGUCCUGAAGUUAUUAUUGCUUACAGUAUGAAUGGGGAGGAUAUUCCUCGUGAUCAUGGAGCUCCUCUGCGAUGUAUCAUACCU